This is a messenger RNA of Eriocheir sinensis (Chinese mitten crab), 1083 nucleotides long. RefSeq names its product astacin-like. The transcript is spliced from 6 exons. The record is from RefSeq and is a predicted model, not a curated record. NCBI's taxonomy places the organism in Eukaryota, Metazoa, Arthropoda, Malacostraca, Decapoda, Varunidae. Bases 157 to 918 code for a protein of 253 amino acids. Gene Ontology annotation, biological process: proteolysis. Gene Ontology annotation, molecular function: zinc ion binding; metalloendopeptidase activity.
GGCGGUGCUUAACGAACAGGUGGCGAAAGCAAUAUAGCCCCGGCGAGGACAUUCCCACGCCCAGGGUCGCUGCCACGCUCUGAACGAGUAUAAAAGUGGCGGCGAGGGACCCAGCCCGUGUUCCAGGUCCAGGCAGGCGGUCCCCUUCUCUGCAUCAUGUUUCGUGUGGCUUUCCUCGUGACGGUGGUGGCGGUGGUCGCAGCCACCCCGACCAUCCCCCCCCAGGCCAAGGCGAUGUACAACCCGGAGCUGUUCGAGGGUGACAUCAAGGGUAUCGCCGGACAGGAACCCGGGAAAGAGAGGGCGGCCAUCCUGGGGGACCAGUACCUGUGGACCAACGGCAUCGUGCCCUACACACUCGGCGGCUCCAUCACCUCCGGCCAGCAGACCGUCAUCCUUGCCGCCAUGGCCGACUUCGAAUCCAAGACUUGCCUCAGGUUCAGGGAGAGGACCACCGAAUCCAACUACAUCAAUAUCGUCUCCAAUGACAACGGGUGCUGGUCGUACGUGGGCAUGCUGGGCGGCCGUCAGCAACUCUCCCUGGAUGUCAACGGCUGCAUCUACGUGGGCACGGCCAUCCACGAGCUGAUGCACGCCGUCGGCUUCUACCACGAGCACACCCGCGACGACCGUGACGACUACGUCACCAUCUACUUCGAAAACGUGAUUUCAGGCCAAGAGCACAACUUCGACAAGGACACCUACUGGCGGUACGUGGGCGAGAACUACAACUACGACAGCAUCAUGCACUACGGCACGUACGCCUUCUCCAACAACUGGGGCGUCGCGGAGACCAUCGUGCCCACCGACCCCAACGUGGUGCUGGUGGAGGCCUACGACAAGUUCGAGAUGAGGCAGACCGACGCCAACCAGAUCAACAACCUCUACGCCAGCGAGUGUGCGCGCCGCAAGGACUAGUGUGUAGCCUGCCGCUAUAAACAUUACUGACACAGACCAAGCACGUAUUUGCCUUCAGCGACCUACCACGAGUAUACCUGAUGCAGGGAGUGUGGCCGUCAGCGCGGACACACCCCAGACCUAUAGUGUGUAGCCUGCCGCUAUAAACAUUACAGACACAGACCA